UUUGUACUAAAAUAUUUGUACUAAAUCAGCAUUGUCACUUCGAUGAGAAAUGAGGGGUUUGGAUUGCUGUGCAGAGAAUGAACAGCCACCAGGGGGCACUCAUACUUGGGGAUCAACAAUCGUACAGUAAAUGGAGCAGUAUGGGCGUUACUGAUUAACUUUUGCAGUUCUGCAAGACCUUUGUCGAGGUGGGUGUCUUUGCAGAACUGGUUUCUCCUUGAAGCACCCGGGAGUUCCUUCUUUGUAUGACCUGCUAAUCUUGGGAAGGAACAAAAGAAAGAUCAAAGGAAAUAUGACAUUGACAGCUGAGAGCCACUCAGUCACCCUGAGUGAUGGGUUCAAAAUCCCUCUCAUGGGGCUUGGGACCUAUGGAGAUCCUAGGACAACUCCAAAAGGAACGGCAUGUGAAUCAGUGAAGUAUGCCAUUGAUGUUGGAUACAGGCAUAUUGACGGAGCUUUAGUGUAUUUCAAUGAACAUGAAGUAGGCCAAGCCAUCCGAGAAAAAAUUGCUGAUGGAACAGUCAAGAGAGAGGACGUUUUCUACUGUGGAAAGCUAUGGAACACUUUCCACCCUCCAGAACUUGUAAUGCCGGCACUAAAGCGAACUCUCAAAACCCUGGAGCUGGACUAUGUGGACCUCUACAUCAUUGAACUGCCCCUGGCCUUCAAGCCAGGAGACGUCUUCUAUCCAAAAGAUGAGAAUGGGAAGGAGGUAUACCAUGACACAGACCUUUGUGCUACAUGGGAGGCUUUAGAAGCCUGUAAAGAUGCAGGUCUGACCAAAUCUCUUGGAGUGUCCAACUUCAACAAGAGGCAACUGGAGUUGAUCCUGAAUAAGCCAGGUCUGAAGCACAAACCUGUAACAAACCAGAUUGAAUGCCACCCAUACUUCACUCAGCCUAAAAUGAUGGAAUUUUGUAAGAAGAAUGACAUCAUCAUUGUUGGAUACAGUCCUCUCGGAACGUCCAGAGAUCCAUCCUGGGUGAAUUUAAAAAGUCCUCCUCUGCUGGAGGAUGAGCUUCUGGUGUCCAUUGGCAAGAAGUAUAAGAAGACCUCAGCACAAGUGGCCCUGAGGUUCAACGUCCAGCGAGGUGUGGUUGUCAUUCCCAAGAGCUUCAGUCCAAAGCGCAUUAAAGAAAACUUUGAGAUAUUUGACUUCUCUUUAACCGAUGAUGAAAUGAAGGAGAUCGAGGGGCUGAACAAGAACAUCCGAUUUGUGGAGCUGCUCAUGUGGAGCGAUCAUCCUGAAUACCCAUUCCAUGAUGACUAUUAGGCGUUUUUAUUUGGGCAGAAAAGUUAUCAAACACUAUAAUUUACGGGAAAUCUGUUUUUGUUUUUAUUAUUACAGUGAUUCUGCUGAAAUGUAUCAUUAUAUCAUAUCAUUUAUCAUAACAUUUACAAUGCAAUGAAUACAAAUAAAAGACUUUUUUUUUCCCCACUCA
Pygocentrus nattereri (red-bellied piranha) is the source of this 1442-nucleotide messenger RNA. RefSeq names its product aldo-keto reductase family 1 member D1-like. Gene Ontology annotation, biological process: bile acid biosynthetic process. Lineage: Eukaryota; Metazoa; Chordata; Actinopteri; Characiformes; Serrasalmidae. Gene Ontology annotation, molecular function: aldose reductase (NADPH) activity; Delta4-3-oxosteroid 5beta-reductase activity. Gene Ontology annotation, cellular component: cytosol. The transcript is spliced from 9 exons. The record is from RefSeq and is a predicted model, not a curated record. Bases 293 to 1273 code for a protein of 326 amino acids.